UACACCCUGUUUCGAUCUACGUGGAUCAGCUGUGUGGAGCCAUGGCUUGAAGACCAGCAUGUUAGCAUCUUGGUCUGAAAUUUACAGUAUCGUAAGAUAUUGACGCUAUGAACAUCGGCAAGUUUGAUGUACGCAUUCUGUGUUUUGUAGUCUUCAUGUAUGGCACUAGACCAUGUUGCGGUGUCCAGCUCACAGCCUAUGUCUCUCAGUCUGGCUUGCAUGGGGAGGUUGUCUUCCAGCAGCAGCCUGGGGGUGAAGGUACUGUGGUGGUACAGACAUCCCUUGAAGCAAUAGAUGAGCAGUCACAGUGGUCCUGGGUGGUGAGGGAACUGCCUGUCUCCUAUAGCAGCAUUGAGGAUAGGUGUGGGGAUGAUAAGUUGGGUUCCAUCACACUGAACUUGGAUGAAGUAUUUGGGCCUUUGGACCUGCCUGCCAAUGGUUCUGCAGUGUUGACAACUUCAGGUGACCAGUUUAUGGUAACAGGUGCCAAGGGCUUAUGGGGCAAGUCUUUGGUCUUGCAGAUGGUUGAUGACUCAUCACGCAAAGCCUGUGCCACCAUUACAGUGUCUGGAAAUGCUGACGAGAAGGUUGCAGAAGCAAAGUUCUUUUCACCAAUUGGUGGUUCUGUUUUCUUGCGCUGGGUUGGCAGCCAUCACUCGGGCUCCACAGACACUCUGCUGCUCACAAACCUGUACCACAUUGGGGUCCCUAAAGGCAGUAAACCUGUUGUCACUGAACAUCACUGGAAGAUAUACACAACAGAUAUCCUAGAUUCAGAAGCUGAUAAAUCUCGUGAGAACUGUAACUUCCUCCAGCUGGUGUUUGAUCCGCUAUUUUCAACAACUCCGGGCCAAGCAGUUGGAGACCUUGAUUCCCGCAUUGGCAAGGUAAAAGUUGCUGGAAGCCCAAGACUACUACACUCUUCAGUUGCCGGCGUAUACCACGAUUCGGGACUUACAUCAGUCUCCAUUGAUCUGCUGAGUGGACAGCGCAGUUUGUACCUCGUGAUCUUUGAUGCCAGACACCAUGACAGUUUUCUGGCUUGUGCAAAAAUACGUGAAAUUCGGCCUGCAGUCCUGAAGGCUUUGAUACAAUCAAGUGGAGUGAAAGGGGAAGUAACCCUCAGUCAACGAUCACCCUUUGAUCCAACAUGGAUUAGAAUGAAUCUGACUUCAGCCAAUGAGAAGCACACAGGUCAAGCAAUAAAAACAUCUGCCUACAAAAUUCAUGAACUUCCUCCAGUACCACUGCCAUCUGUUAAUGUCAAGGAGAACCAUUGCCUUAAAACUGGUUCUGUAUUCAAUCCAAGCAACAUACAAGAAGAUCAAGCCUCAGGAAGUCAGGAUACUUAUGCUGUAGGAGACCUCAGUGGUAAACACAACAUGUGGCGGCAAGAGCAGAGUUUUGCUGAACUCAGAGGUCAGCGCUGGGAUAUCUACCUCCCAAUGUUUGGUCAUCACAGCGUGGCCCACAGAUCACUUGUAUUUUACAGGAGGAAUGAAUCUGUCACUGCUUCAUCUGCUAAUUCCACCGAUGCUCCGUGGAUCUGUGGCACGCUGACUCGAUACAUUGCUGUUGACCGUGGUUGGAAGACUGCUAUAUCCACUGCAGGAGCGGUGUUUCGAUAUCCGACAGUAGGGCGCAUAAUAUUCCGCCAGGCAAGAGAUCAACCGUGGACUGACACGACUGUGAUAAUUGAGACUUUGGUCCAUGGUGAUGGAACUUCUCUUAACAAUACUGCUGACCACCGAUGGGCGGUACAUGUUGAACCACGAGGAAAAGAUUACUACAACUGGACGGGACGAUGUCUCAGUGCUGGAGAAAUCUAUAAUCCUUAUAAGAUUACAUUUGAUCCUAAGGAGACUGACUCUCUGUGCAGUCUGUCCCACCCUGGUUUCUGCCGGCUGGGAGAUCUGUCAGCCCGCCAUGGCACACUUAAUAUCGCAGGCAGGAAGGCAAAUGGGGAGAGGCUAACUCGACGCCUGUUCACUGAUGUGCACCUUCCUCUCAGUGGUGCUGCUAGUGUUAUGGGAAGGGCACUUGUGUUGUAUGAUGACAAUGGACCCAAAGCUAGAGGUGAAAGGUUGGCAUGUUCCACAAUAUAUGGGAUCUACAGAAGAAAAGCAGUGGUUAAAGAUUGGUAUGGAAAUGGAGACAUAACUCCUAUGAAAGGGAAGAUCGAAUUCUUUCAGCAGACAGAAUAUGAUGUCACAGACAUUGAGAUUGCUCUUGAAGGGCUAAAUGACAACAGUGGAUACCACAUACAUAUGACACCUGUGGAAGGCCACCUGGAGUUCCCCUGUGAGGACUCAUCCUUGUAUGGUCACUGGAACCCCCUGAAUGUAAAUCCUUCAUUGUCUGCUCCCCCGGGUACGGGAACAACUGAUCAGUAUGAGAUGGGUGAUCUGAGUGGAAAGUUUGGUUUGCUGAAUGGGUUGGUCAGUUUGGAUGUAGUUUACAAUGACACUCAACUUCCCCUAUUUGGAAUACAUGCCAUAUUGGGUCGCUCCAUCAUCAUUCACAAGAAAGACAGGAAUAUGCGCUGGGCAUGCUCGUCUAUUGAACGGGGUUAUGCUCCAGGAGAUGCUCGGGAACUGCGAGCCAUAGCAUCGUUCCAUCAUCCACUUGGCUAUGCCUAUGGUUAUAUAAGAAUGACACAGUUGGUUUACAAUGAUCGUAGCAAAAGCGAGACUGUCAUAGAAGUUAAUCUGCGGCAUCCUGGUAAACAUGAUCGCAAUUUGACACGGGACCACAACUGGGCAAUUUAUGUUAAUCCUGUGGGAGUGGACGCCACGGUGAAAGUGCAGGACACUCGAUGUGUGGCUGGUGGCUAUCGCUGGAAUCCAUACUACACCCAGCUUGCAGAUCCCCUGAAUGAUGAACUGUACCGUCAAGAAUGCAGUCCUGACAAUCCUCUUCGUUGCUAUGUAGGAGACAUAUCUGGACGUCUUGGAACAAUCAGUCUAGGAGACAAGAGACAGGUUUUCACAGACAGCAAUUUUCCUUUAGAGGGAGACAUUUCAGCGAUGGGGAGGUCAAUUGUGAUCUUCAACAAGGAUAAGGGAGGGGAGAGGUUUGCAUGUGCAAAUAUUGAGCCUGACAAAGACAUCAUCAAAUAUGCAAACAUACGCAAACCACCUAGAUUUGUUGUGGCCCAGUUCAUUGAAGAUGUCAGAGAGGUUAUGGGUCUCCCAGAAUGGAUGCUGACUUUUGACAGUCGUAAGACAAGAACAUUGCAUGGUGGAACUUGCAUCCAGUUUCUACUGCAUUUCAAAGGACCACAAGCCAAUCAACUAGAACAGGACUUCAGUCAGUUGCUUGCUAAUGGCUACCUUGCAUCUCCCAGUCUGUACAAUCCAGGUUAUGUACCAAGCAGCAAGAGGAAGACUCAUCUGUCUUAUAGACCAUGCGGAUCAAGAGAUCCCAAUGAUAAAAAUACCAAGAAGAAUUGGGCUGAUGGUGCAGAAUCAUGUAUGGAGUUGGUAUAUCUUCCAGUCAUAUUUAUCGUAGUAAGACAUAUUGUGUGAAUGUUGUGAACAUUUUUUCAUUUCAUAUGUUCAUCAUCUUUAUAUAAUUGGAAGAAUAUAACCAAUUUUGGUAUUUAUGUAUUAACAGGUGACCCAGAUAACUUCAUAAUUAUACAGCCAUGUUGUCCACAUUGUUAGUAAGUUUAUUUGUAAAUACAAAACCUAAAGCCUAAUAUUAGAAGGUUUUUAGAUAUUUAUUUAAAAAAAAGUUAAACUUCUAAAAGCAGAAUGAAAGGCAUAACAUUUUAAAAACAAGUCCAAAACCUAACCUUUUGGGUUUCUUGUUGGAUGCUUGCUCCAAGGUUAGGCUCUGAGUCUUACUUUAGAAAUAAGCUUCAGAGAUUGGCAGCACUAAUAUGACAGCAUGGUUGUAAAUUGUGAAGUUACUUGAAUCACCUACUAAUAUAUUAAGCACCCAGAUUUUCUUUAAUGUCUGUAUAUUUGUUGAAUAAAUGUUUCUGUUUUGACUGAC
Cryptotermes secundus is the source of this 3999-nucleotide messenger RNA. RefSeq lists its product as uncharacterized. Gene Ontology annotation, biological process: superoxide metabolic process. Lineage: Eukaryota; Metazoa; Arthropoda; Insecta; Blattodea; Kalotermitidae. Gene Ontology annotation, molecular function: metal ion binding. The record is from RefSeq and is a predicted model, not a curated record. The transcript is spliced from 18 exons. The coding region runs from base 108 to 3527 and encodes 1139 amino acids.